AUGGCUACUCCAUUUUUCAGGCUGGCUCAAUAUGCAGGAGGGCUGUUGAGGUUUCUAUUUAGUUAUGUGCAAUCCUGCCCAUUUCGAUUGGCCUCUCCAACACCACCGCUACACUGUGGAUCCGACUCCAGCUGCAAGGGACCAAUUGUCUUCUUCUGGGUUUGGUCUGCCGUUGCCUCUCGAAUCUUCCGGAAGAUGAUCAUUUCCUUGUACAAACCCUUUAGCAACUGUCAUUUGGCUAUCGCCUUCUGCAUCUCUUGCUGGCGGGCCUCCUGGAUGGAGAUCGAGCGCGUCAAAUAUAGCGGAACGUUUACAGGGGCGCUGAUCAAAUUCGUCCAAAGUGGCGCCGGUACUAAACCUGUCGUCGCCCCUACCAGAAACCGUGUAGGCCAACUACCAUUUCACCUGAAUUUGGUCAUCAUCAACGAAAGACACUUCGUUGGGUUCAGACUUCUCAAAAAUGAUUUGGGUAGCUGGCUCUCCUCAAACUUGUCCUUCUCACUGCACUAUGAGAAACCGGCCCAAAAGGCAUUCGGCGUUCUACAGAUGAUUCGAGGCAAUUACUCCCGUAUUACUCGCCUGGACCUCAGAACACUCUAUGGGGCCCAUGUCAGACCGCUUUUUGAAUACGCCGAUCAGAUUGUCUACUUGGGGCGCACGAGCGACGCAACCCUCAUUGAGCGUGUCCAGCGAGGUGCUGCGAAAAUGGUUGCUGGCCGUAAAACCCUGGAAUAUGAAGGGCUUCUUGUGGCCCUCGACCUCAUUCCCCUGGAGUAUCGUCUUCUCCAAGGGGACCUAAUAUUUACCCAUGUUGCUUUUGAACACGCUUUGUUCAACCGGUUUUUCAAGAUUGAUCCAACCAUCAUAUGGCGGCGACAUGGCAAGAAGAUGCUCACAUUCAGAGCGCGCAUUUUUAUAAGGCAAAAUUCUUUCGGAAAAAUACAGUUCUACAGAAGGACGCCCCCAGAAUGCUAUUGUUCAUGGUAUGGUGCUGUUCUGUUAUAUAAUCACGCGGGACAAGUGGACGACCGGCUGGAAUAUUUGGAAAAUAUAAAUUCAACGUCACUUAAAGUACUGGAAAAAAAUUCGCAGCUUAGAAAGCUGAAUGGUGAAUUGAAGAAAGAAAAAAAUGAGUUCAAGCGAAAGAUGGAAGAGCUGGAAUUGCGAUGGACCAUCGUCCAAGAAAAAGAGAAAAUAUACAGGGACUCACUAAUAAAGUUUGAAAAGAUGCUGAGAGAUAACGACGAAAAAAAGUUGCGAGCCUUGCGGAAACUAGCGAACGAGCGAUCGCUCCAAAAGACGAAUGAGGUAGAACUCGAAAUUUUGAGAAAAACAAAUAAACAGCUAUUGAGCCAGCGCCAGAGACUGGAGAAUAAGGUUGCUAAUCUACGAAAAUAUCAGAGGUUUCUCCAAGAACUUGUGAAGCGUUCAGAAUAUUUUAGUGAUAUCUCGGAGGUUCUUUCACGUUACAAUGCGCUUAAGGCAAAUCUUGAGGACCUUAAAUGUGUGGAUCAAAUGAAUAACUUGUGUUUCGAAGAUCUAUCAACACACCUGCAUCAGUACAAAGAGGAAAAAAGCGACGAGAAACUAUCAUUAACCAAUGAGCUUACAGCCCUCAGGAGAAGGUUGGAAGACAGCCAGACAGAAAACAGAAAUAGAGAAAACCUAUGGGUGCAUACCCGGGACGACGCCUUACAGAGGGUAUCGGAGUUGUGUGAACUAAAGGGUUCCGUGCUUAAUAUGUAUCGGACUGCAAGAAAGUAUGAGAAAUACGGUGAAGACUUAUCGUCGGAGAACACAGUGGAUCAACUUGAAGUGAUAAAAGAUUUUAUACUUGAUUUGUCGGAAAUCGUCAAAGAAGUCAGUUGACGUGCUUUCGUCCACCAAAUACGCAGCGAUGUCCAGAUGAUCUGUAUAUCAAAGACAGCUUACUCUGCGUGAAAGAAUUUUGGUAGUUCGUGUUUUUAGAUCACUCUGUGUCCAUGUUCACCCAUAAUAUUUCAUUAGAAUUUGCAAGGAACAAAAUAUUUAUAGAUAAAGUAUUGUUCUGCAAAAUUUUGCCUCAGAUUUUGUCGAGAUGUCAACAGGAAUCAAUUCAACUCGUUGUAAAUCAGUUUUGUUGGGAC
Molecule: messenger RNA, 2126 nt
Organism: Opisthorchis viverrini
Lineage: Eukaryota; Metazoa; Platyhelminthes; Trematoda; Opisthorchiida; Opisthorchiidae
Exons: 10
Coding region: 1-1869 (622 amino acids)
Source: RefSeq, a predicted model, not a curated record